AUGGCAAAACCUCAUGUUCUAGUCAUACCGUAUCCGGCGCAAGGCCAUGUGAUGCCUACAAUGGAGCUAGCUCAACGGUUAGUCGGGAAAGGUGUGAAGGUUACAUUCGUGAACACGGAGGUCACCCACAAGCUCGUGAUCGGAAAUGGGUUAGACCAAGAUGGGUUCGGGGGUCUGAUGAAGAUGGUUUGGAUCCCUGAUGGGUUAGAACCAUGGGAGGACAGGACUGAUCUGUGUAAGCUGACCAUAUCACUACUGGAAUCCAUGGCAGAUAAGCUGGAAGAACUCAUAGAGAAGAUCAAUGAAGAAGAUGGCAGCAAAGUUAGUUGUGUUAUUGCUGAUGAUAGCAUGGGGUGGGCGAUAAGAGUUGCCAAGAAGAUGGGAAUUAGAAGAGCAGCUUUUUGGCCUGCAUCAGUUGCUACAUUGGCCUCCAUGUUUUCUUUUCAGAAAUUGAUUGAUGAUGGAGUUAUGGACAACGAUGGCAUGCCGUUACAAGAUCAGACGAUUCGGCUUUCCGAAACCAUGCCACCUUUACGAUCCACAAACCUCGCAUGGACGUGCUUUGAGGACUCGGGCACCGCAAAAGCAUUUUUUCGAUUGGUCGUAGAAGCCGUAGAGGCUGCUAGAUUGACCGAAUGGUUUAUAUGCAACUCAGCCACCGAGCUCGAGCCUGCAGCAUUUAGCCUGUACCCACAGCUGGUCCCAAUCGGCCCGCUGUUAGCUAGCAACCGGCUGGCUAACCAAACCGGCCACUUCUGGCAAGAAGACUCGACCUGUUUAGCAUGGCUUGAUCAACAGCCAGCCAGUUCAGUCAUUUAUAUAGCUUUUGGGAGCUUCACUAUAAUCAACCAAACCCAGUUCGAAGAAUUGGCACUUGGUCUCGAGCUUUGCAACAGACCGUUCUUGUGGGUGGUUCGACCGGGUAUGACCAAAGAGACCACGUACGCGGAUGGAUACAUUGAACGAGUCGGCUCUCGUGGAAGAAUCGUGAGUUGGGCACCGCAACAAAAGGUCUUGGCUCAUCCUUCGGUGGCUUGUUUUGUGAGCCAUUGUGGUUGGAACUCAACUUUAGAGGGUGUGACCCAUGGACGCCCGUUCUUGUGCUGGCCGUACUUUGCCGAUCAAUUUUAUAACGAAGAUUACAUUUGCGACAUCUGGAAGACGGGUCUACGGCUUAAGAAAGAUGAAACAGGUAUCGUUAGAGGAGGAGAAAUACGAAGUAAGGUCGAGGAGGUGCUUAGCAACAAAAAAUAUGCAACCAACGCCUUCGAUAUGAAAGAAAAGGUUACGGGAAGUAUCAGAGAACACGGACGCUCGCACAAAAAUCUUGGCGAUUUUAUCGAGUGGAUACACGAGAAAGAUACGAAUCAAUGCCAAGAAUCAACGUGAUGCUAUUGUCGUCUAUCGUUCAAUUUUCAAGAUUUUGUCAUCGGACAAAAGUUUGGUGUAUAA
Messenger RNA from Cynara cardunculus var. scolymus (artichoke), 1452 nucleotides. Its product is annotated as UDP-glycosyltransferase 83A1-like. NCBI's taxonomy places the organism in Eukaryota, Viridiplantae, Streptophyta, Magnoliopsida, Asterales, Asteraceae. The record is from RefSeq and is a predicted model, not a curated record. The transcript has 3 exons. The coding region runs from base 1 to 1389 and encodes 462 amino acids. Gene Ontology annotation, molecular function: UDP-glycosyltransferase activity.